CUUCGGCUUUGUGCAAGAGCAAAUGGAACAGCAUCCUCUCCAGGACCAAGAACAAAAGGGGAGCACGACACCCAAGCAGCAGGGAAAGUGACUUUGGCACUGAUUCCAGUAGUAUUUGGAAAUAAAAGCUUCAGUCAUACGGCCCAGACUAAGCAAAAUCUUUCAGCUGCCUCCUCAGAACUCCAUUCCCAUCCCAUCAGAGGUCAUGAAGGAAAAUGACAAUACUUUGUGGGAACAAAGAAGGAAGCAGUUUGCACAUCUGAAGAAGAGAUAAUGGUACUACAGGAAAGAAAAGUAACAAUCACCAAAACUCUGUGGGACCAGGUACUGUCAGCUUUUAAGGAUAUACAAAAGGAGCUGCAGGAAGAUGCUCGGAUUCGAGGGAUGAGCAACUGUACUGUAACACCUAUCUCAUCUGCACCCAGAACUGGAAGCACAAAGCCUCCAGAUUUCUCUACAACCUCAAAGGUGAGAUCACAGUUCAACACUGGAGACCAGCCAUCAGGAACCCAUUUCCACAACCUUAGAACAAAACUCUCUGGCCAGUCAGCUUACUACUCGGGACCCUAACUCUAUCAUCAAAGAAGGAAGGACUCCUCUGCUUCUGCAGGGCUCAGCUUAGUUGCCUGAAAAGGAGAAACUAUCACUGAACCAAGAGGAGGGAAUGGUGUCCAUGGGCAGAGAUACCAGUGUCUAUGGCUGCAUCUGGGAAGAUGGAAAUCAACUGAGAUCCCAGAAGAUCCCAAUUGCCAAGCAGAGAACCCAGCAAGUAAACAACUGUGGAAAUAAAUGUGACA
Chinchilla lanigera (long-tailed chinchilla) is the source of this 797-nucleotide messenger RNA. It is a transcript of the gene Lyldt1, whose product is annotated as chromosome unknown open reading frame, human C12orf54. The record is from RefSeq and is a predicted model, not a curated record. The transcript is spliced from 9 exons. NCBI's taxonomy places the organism in Eukaryota, Metazoa, Chordata, Mammalia, Rodentia, Chinchillidae. Bases 274 to 570 code for a protein of 98 amino acids.